This is a messenger RNA of Mus caroli (Ryukyu mouse), 2535 nucleotides long. RefSeq names its product mitochondrial inner membrane m-AAA protease component AFG3L1. Gene Ontology annotation, cellular component: m-AAA complex; membrane. The record is from RefSeq and is a predicted model, not a curated record. NCBI's taxonomy places the organism in Eukaryota, Metazoa, Chordata, Mammalia, Rodentia, Muridae. Gene Ontology annotation, biological process: mitochondrial protein processing. Gene Ontology annotation, molecular function: ATP binding; zinc ion binding; metalloendopeptidase activity.
CGCCUGCUGCGCGUGCGCGCGCCCAGGGGGCGGCGCGAGGUCAGGGCCGGGGGAUGUUACUGCGGCUGGUGGGGGCGGCGGGCAGUCGAGCCCUGGCCUGGCCUUUCUCCAAGCUGUGGCGAUGUGGCGGAUGCGCAGGGAGCGGCGGGACGGUCUGGAGCAGCGUGAGGGCCUGUGGCAUUGCUCUGCAGGGUCAUCUGGGGAGAUGCUCGCAGCAGCUGGCUCUGCAGGGAAGACUGACUUCAUUUUCCCCGAGGCUGUAUUCAAAACCUCCCAGAGGGUUUGAAAAGUUUUUUAAGAAUAAGAAGAACAGAAAAAGUGCAAGCCCAGGAAAUUCAGUACCUCCAAAAAAAGAACCAAAAAAUGCUGGCCCUGGAGGAGAUGGAGGCAACAGAGGAGGGAAGGGAGAUGAUUUUACCUGGUGGAAACGGAUGCAAAAGGGAGAAUUUCCUUGGGAUGACAAGGACUUCCGGAGUCUGGCUGUUUUGGGGGCUGGUGUGGCUGCGGGAUUUUUAUAUUUUUAUUUCCGAGAUCCUGGAAAAGAGAUCACCUGGAAACACUUCGUGCAGUAUUACCUGGCCAGAGGUCUGGUGGACCGGCUAGAGGUUGUGAACAAGCAGUUUGUGCGUGUUAUUCCUGUUCCUGGGACGACAUCUGAGAGGUUCGUGUGGUUCAACAUUGGCAGUGUUGACACCUUUGAAAGGAACCUCGAGUCUGCUCAGUGGGAGCUGGGCAUUGAGCCCACCAACCAGGCUUCGGUGGUCUACACUACUGAGAGCGAUGGCUCUUUUCUUAGAAGUCUUGUGCCCACUCUGGUCCUGGUUAGCAUCCUCCUAUAUGCUAUGAGGAGGGGUCCAAUGGGGACUGGUCGCGGUGGGCGAGGAGGAGGCCUCUUCAGUGUUGGUGAGACAACAGCCAAGAUCUUAAAGAACAACAUCGAUGUGCGGUUUGCAGAUGUGGCUGGCUGUGAAGAAGCCAAACUGGAAAUUAUGGAGUUUGUGAAUUUCCUGAAGAAUCCAAAGCAAUAUCAGAACUUAGGAGCCAAAAUUCCAAAGGGAGCGAUGCUCACUGGUCCACCUGGUACUGGCAAAACACUUCUUGCAAAAGCAACUGCUGGGGAGGCCAACGUGCCCUUCAUCACCGUGAAUGGGUCGGAGUUCCUGGAAAUGUUUGUUGGUGUUGGGCCAGCACGGGUCCGUGACAUGUUUGCGAUGGCCCGAAAACACGCUCCUUGUAUUUUAUUCAUUGAUGAGAUUGAUGCGAUUGGCAGGAAGCGAGGCCGUGGCCACCUGGGAGGCCAGAGUGAGCAGGAAAACACUUUAAACCAGAUGCUUGUGGAGAUGGACGGGUUCAACUCUUCCACUAAUGUGGUAGUGUUAGCCGGCACCAAUCGGCCUGAUAUCCUUGACCCAGCCCUGACACGACCUGGCCGGUUUGACCGUCAGAUCUACAUCGGUCCCCCUGAUAUCAAAGGCAGGUCCUCUAUUUUCAAGGUCCACUUGCGUCCACUCAAGCUGGAUGGAAGCCUCAGCAAGGACGCUCUUUCGAGGAAGCUGGCAGCUCUCACUCCAGGCUUCACUGGUGCUGACAUUUCCAACGUUUGCAAUGAGGCAGCGCUGAUUGCUGCCCGCCACCUCAGCCCUUCUGUCCAGGAGCGGCACUUUGAGCAAGCCAUCGAGAGGGUCAUUGGAGGCCUUGAGAAGAAGACCCAGGUCCUACAACCCAGUGAAAAGACAACUGUAGCCUACCACGAGGCUGGGCAUGCAGUGGUGGGCUGGUUCUUGGAGCAUGCCGACCCUCUGCUGAAGGUGUCCAUCAUACCUCGGGGCAAGGGGCUUGGCUACGCCCAGUACCUUCCCCGUGAGCAGUUUCUCUACACACGAGAGCAGCUCUUUGACCGCAUGUGUAUGAUGCUGGGGGGUAGGGUAGCUGAGCAGCUGUUCUUUGGUCAGAUCACCACCGGGGCUCAGGACGACCUGAGGAAGGUCACCCAGAGUGCCUAUGCCCAGAUUGUGCAGUUUGGGAUGAGUGAGAAGCUGGGCCAGGUGUCCUUUGACUUCCCCAGACAAGGUGAAACCAUGGUGGAGAAGCCAUACAGUGAGGCUACUGCCCAGCUCAUUGACGAAGAGGUCCGGUGCCUUGUCAGGUCUGCCUAUAAUCGGACCCUGGAGCUGCUCACACAGUGCCGGGAGCAGGUGGAGAAGGUUGGCAGGCGUCUCCUGGAGAAAGAAGUGCUGGAGAAAGCCGACAUGAUAGAGCUCUUGGGCCCUCGGCCAUUUGCAGAGAAGUCCACCUAUGAGGAAUUUGUAGAGGGCACCGGCAGCCUAGAGGAGGACACAUCCCUUCCUGAGGGGCUGAAAGACUGGAAUAAGGGGCGGGAGGAAGGAGGCACUGAGCGGGGCUUGCAGGAGAGCCCUGCAUAGCCUGUGGCCACUGGGGCGGCUUGUGACCACUGCUGACUGGGAGCCGCUCAGCCAUGGCAGAGCAGCUGUCAGAGCAACUGAAAGACUAAUUAAAACAGGUGACAACUGCAAA